Messenger RNA from Drosophila rhopaloa, 7117 nucleotides. RefSeq names its product pneumococcal serine-rich repeat protein. The transcript has 8 exons. The record is from RefSeq and is a predicted model, not a curated record. NCBI's taxonomy places the organism in Eukaryota, Metazoa, Arthropoda, Insecta, Diptera, Drosophilidae. Bases 194 to 5035 code for a protein of 1613 amino acids.
UCCGAAUGCGCAUUUGUGACUGCUACAUUGUAUUUUGUUUUUUUCGAGUGCAACACCCGGCAAGUGAACAAAUUUUGCGGAUUUUCAUCUCCGGAUUCCAGACCCCGGACUCCUGGAGCUGGUGCUCCAUUUAAAGGAUAUUCCAUGCCGUGCUGCUGGCUGAAUAAAUAGCAUCGAGGAAAACGGUUACGGAAUGGAUGCGCGCCGGCAGAAACGACUUGGCCCAGCGCCAAUUGCAUCCUUCGAAAAGUCAUUCGAGGACAAUGCCACGACAAAUGCACAGCAGCAGAGCCAACACCAGCAGGAGCAACAGCAUCCUGGCCAUGUGGCGAUGAUGGAGCAAAGUGUGCGAAACCAGACAACGAUGCCGACGACGGCAAAUCGAAAUAGAGCCGCCGGUGGCAUAGAGGCACCCAGCAUAGCCACUGCAUCUGGAUCCGCUAAUGCAAGUGGCAGUGCGACCGCCUCCGCAGCAUCCGCAUCCGCAUCCGCAGCAUCCACCUCCUCAUCCUCCUCGUCAUCGGUUUCAUCGGCCACUUGCUCGGCAACCAUUGUCCAGGCGAAACAGCGACCUCCGCCUUUAAAAACGGCGACGACAACGGUGACCACCACUUUGGUGAGCAGCAGCGAGGGUGGUCAGCCUCUGCCACCCACCGCCCACUCGGGUGGUGGUCCGGGUGGGGGAACGGGUGCCAGUUAUCGCGGCACCGCCACUCUGACCACGCCCUCAACGCCCCGCAUCGAGCUAAGCCGCGCCUCCAGUUCGUCGCAUCACGAGGAGGACAGCCGGGAAAGCAGUCCGGAAAAUGUAUUUGAGCAGGUCGGAACUGGCACCCUACAGGAAACGAUUGGCCUUGGCUUUCGGGAGGAAGGUGCCCUCGAGCUGCGCAGCUCCACCGAGGAGCUGUACUUCAUGGAUGCCGAGCAGAAGAAGGAGGAGCAGGAGCGGAUCCACCAGCAGCAGCAGCAGGCCAAGCGCUCGUCGCCGCACAUCUUCAAGUUCGACGACCACCAGAGCUACCUGCAGCAGCACCAGCGCAAGGACUCGGCCAGUUCGGAGGUGGCCGCCCUGCUCUGCAUCUCGGGUCGCACCAGCCGCAUCUCGAGCGUGGGCAGCCAGGGAUCGGCGGUGAGUCGCCUUUCGGCGAUCUCGGGUGUCUCGCGCUCCCCCUCGCCGCACCGCAUGCUGCUGGAGACCUCGUUCUGUGGCCCCAAACCGGUGGAGCUGGGUGCCGGGAGUGCAGGUGGCAGUGGUGCCUCCACGGCGGCCAGUUCGGCUCAUAGUCAGGCGGAGGGAAUGCCGGGAGCCGGCACAGUGGCCGCCAAUGCGGCACUCCUCGAGCAACUCCUCUUGGCCCGCAAACAUGAUCCCACCCAGGCCGUUCUGGCCGAGGGCAUCAAGGUCCUGCCCCCCGCUCCAAAGGGGACCGGAGCAGGUCCCUCUGCUACCACCUCGGGUCGUGGAAGGAGCAGACAGACCAGCUCGCUGGCCAAUGGUCAGGAUCGCAUUGAGAAGGAGGCGAAGGUGAAGCAGACAAUUGGUGCCCAACGCAGGAGCACCAAGAGUCCCGGCCAAAUGGUUGUGGGCAAGACGGCCAGCGGCACGGAGUACAUAAGGAUCAAUCUGCGGCCGGAUCACAUGUACAGUGACAAGGGCAUCGCCUCCAACGAGCGGGUGGUGGAGGCACCCAACCAACUGGCACCGGUCUACUCCAAGCCCGCCUCCCUCAGUCUGCAAGGUGGUCCCAUCGAGGAGCACCGUCUGACUCCCACAGCCAGUCCCAAGCCGGGCAGGCGAUUUACCAGUCGCUCACCCUCGCCAGCAACUGGAGGAGCCGCUGGAGGAGCAGGUGGCUCCGUCUCCCGCAAGAGCUCCUUCAGUUCCCUCUUCCGUUUGGGCAAGGACUCACCGGAUUCGCCCAGGGAAACGGCUCGAUCGCGUAGCAAAAGUAAAGAGCGACCAGCCACCGCAUCGGGAGGAUUGGGUGGUGAGCGUGGAGGCGGUGGCUCCCAGAAUGUGACGCCCAGCAAGCAGAAGUCGGUGUUGGCCAUCUUUAAGCCCGGGAAGCGGGGCAGCCAGAGCAGCAAGAGCUCGUCGCCCAUCGAGUCCAGUGUUGAGCCGGCGCCACCGCCACCACCACCUGCUCCCGGAUCGGGAUCCGCCAAUCGAAGUCGCACCCCGGCAGGAUCUCGACCCGGAAGUCGGCUGCGCUACUACGAUGAGCCCGUGGAGGGGGUCAUCCAUAUACCACUGCAUACGCCGCCGGAGGAGCGGGAGGCGCGCACUCUGCUGCAGGGGAUCCAGCAGCUGACCCACGCCGCCCAGGCCAGCAUGGAUCCCUCGCCACUGCCCACCCACCGAGCUCCGCCCACUUCCGCCCAGGUGGCGGUGGCGCCGGGCACCCAGAUCACGGCCACCCAAUUGGCGGCCGCCGCGGCCGCUUUGCGUCCGGUGGCCCAGCGAAGGGUGGCCCAGCGGCCGGACCUGGAUGCCAUACAAUCGCUGCCCAGCCAGGAGGAUCCGCCCACGGGGCCGGAGGAGCUGGAGCGGGAGCGGGAGGUGCUGCAGGCGGAGCCGGCGAACUGGAGCCUCGAGGUGCAGCGGCACAGUUCGCAGGACUCGCAGGAGACGACGGCCGAAUCGGUGGGCUCGGUGGUCAGUGCCCGGGCGGCCAAUCUCGCCCAGCAGCGCGAGCAGGCGGCGGCCAUGCAGCGACUGCCCUCCGUGGAGAGCACACAGAGCGCCUGCGAGCCGAGGCUGGUGCACACGGUGGCCACCGUCAAUGCCCCCAAUCCCGAUUUGGAGGCCGCCGCCAAGGAGCGGAGGCGUCUGCUGUUCGCCACCCGGCUGGGUUCCGGCAGUCAGGAGCAGCUCUUCUCCACUCAGUUCAGUAUUUCGAAGACGGAGAGCCAGUCCAGCCAGCUGUCCGAGCAGGUAGAGCACUCGGGCUCGGAGACAACCGACGGAUUGCAGCGCCAAGGCACCGUGAUCCGGCGAAUGGAGAACUCCACCGGACCUCCACCCCCUCCACCGAGGGGCGUUUGCAGUUCGGAGGAGGAGCAGGGUGGGGUCAUGGCCGGCUCGGUGGUAAUGCGCUCCAAGCAUAAGUCACGGCCCAGUUCGGAGGAUGAGGCUGCUCCGGCGGCAGCAGCUCCAGCGGAUCUGCGCCAUUCGCGUUACUUGGAGAACUUCGAUGUGCGGCGCAAGCUGCACGAGAAUCUCACGGAGGCGGAGAUUGGAAGGGUGACCGAGGUGCCAGGUGGUCAGGCGACCAUUCCCAGGAAGCCAAAGCGACAGAGUGUCCCAGAAGCAAGACGUGAAACCACUAGCUAUAGUUCUGGCACUGCCACGCCCACCACUCCCACACCAACACGAGCGACACCAGUAUAUCAAGUGGGUCAAUCCAAGCAGCCACCGACCUCGGCAACCACUCCCACAACCACAUCAGUUGCAGAGACCACUCUACCCGCUUCCACUUCCUUCACGGGUCCUCCAGUCAAUACCUUUGAUGAGCCAUUGGGCACUUCCUACAGGGAUCCACUAAGCACUUCAUAUAAGGAACCAACAGCCACUUCCUUUGGGGAUCCACCAACCACGUCCCAUCACGAUCCUCUGACCUCCACAACUCCGGAUCACAUGCUCACCUCCCCGCCACCCGAACGUCGUCAUUCGCUGUCAACGGAUGAACAUGAGCCAGUGGAAUCCUCGGAGAGUGAGAGGGAUUCGGAUAUGGCCGGCAGCUCCUCGGUGACCACGGCAGUGCCAGCUGGCGGAGAAGCGGGACGGCGGCACCACAACUUUCCGCGCAACGUGUGCGUCAUCGAGGAGCACGAGAGCACAGGUCUGGUGUCCCAAGAGUCCUUCGAGGACGAGCUGCCCUACAUACCCACCACACUGCCCGAGGAGCGGGCCCAGGGUGUACCCAUAAUCCCGAUGAGAGAGCGGGCCAAUAUGGAGCUAAAGACAUGUCCGGUGGACAGACCACGGUCCACCACUCCGCUGAAUCCCUCGCAUCUCGAGGAAUACUGCACGGGGAUCAUGACGCCCCAGGAGGCGACUCCAGGUGGUCACCAGGACAUCGAUGGAGGAGUAACCACUGGAAUUGGAGGUGCAGCAGGGGCAGGAACCUCCGCAGGAGCUCCAGUGCGAGGGGAGAAACUAAGGAUCAGUUUACCCCGCAAGGAGUCCAUUGGCAAGGAGCGCAUCCAGAACUCCAAGUCACCACGUCGUGUGUCCAAUACCAGUGGCAAGUCCUGGUUCGAGUUCGCCGAAGAGGGUUUGCGGGCCAACAACAACCUGGAGCGAAAGGACUCCGCCAAACAGCUGCUACCGGUGGUCACACCACCACCACCAUCAGCACCACCUCCUUCUUCAUCGAAUUUGGAGGAACCAAAGCCAAAGGUCUCAACCCAACGAAAACUCUCCGGUCAUUGGAUCGAUUUCGAGAACAUACCCGAGAAGAGGAAGCCGGCUAAGAGGAUCACCACUUUGCCCAAGGAGACGUUGUCGAGCAGUGUGGUUGCCACGGCCACCACCAGUUCCUCCUCCGUCUGCGGCAGUGGUCAUCGCUCCGGAUCGGGAUCCGCAACCGGUCACCAUCAUCAUCAUCACCACCAUCAUCAGCAGCAGCAGUCAUCGAAAUCGAAUGCGGACGGGGGCGAUAAGUUGCACUACAACUACGUGAAGCCGGAGGACUGCCAGUGCGAGUGUCACGAGGCGGAGCGCGGGGAAUCCUCGACAGCAACCGCCGGAGCCGGAGAUACCAGUACGGAGACGGGCACUGGAACGGGAACGGGAACUGGCAGCGAAUCGCUGGCCUCCGUGGAGCUACUGCAGCAGGGCGAGGACAUGUUGCCACUACUCGAUCCCGACACCUCGGCGGAGGGCAGGAUUUACGGGGACGAAGAUCAGACACCUCUAGUUCGUCACAGUGGCAAGGCCGUCUCCUCCAAUCUAAGGACCCAACACGAGGAGUUUCCACGCCGCGAUGAUGGAUCUAGUCCUCGUAAUCGCAAGUUUCCCGACAGAAAGUAAACAGCCGGUGGCAUACUCAUCGCAUUUCAUUUCGGUUCGAACCGGAUCGGUUCUUUAUAGAUCUUCAGGGUAGCUAAACCGGUAAUCUAUCUCUCUAUGUAAGUCGAGUCACUAAACUAAGGGCCAGCGUGUCCUCCUGGCCUAUAUCCUUAAUGUACCUCAAGCUGAGUGGUUGUUAUACGUGCAGAAGCCGAGGGACAAUGUUGCGUAUUACCUUUCGACUCGAUUAGCUUACAAAACAAAAAACUCCAUAUGGAAUAUACACAAAAAAAAACAACACACUUAAAACAUACGAUAAUAUGCAUACGAUACUCAGUACUAUAUAGCUCAUGAAUGUACAUGGUUAGGGUAAUUUUUUUGAUAGCAACAAUUACAACACUCACCCUUUAUAGCAAUCCUGACGCAGGAGGAGGUUGAUCGUUUUCCCUAGAAACUUUUCGCUGGCAAUUUUACUAUAUGUGAUCUCUCGGAUAAAGUGUUAUAUGUGUGUGGUCGAGGCGCGUUGGACAUCCGAUCGGAUUCUCUAGCUGUAAGUCGGUGUAUUUGUGUGUAGUUUAUAGCUCAGACAAAUCCAGAAACCAGAAACCAGAAUCCAGAAUCCCUAGGCUUAGUCAUAUAGUCUCUAUCUAUAUCGGUGUCUGUGACAGUGUCUGUAUCUGUGUCCGUUUCUAUAUAACUACGAGCGUGUGUGUGUGUUGUGGAGAUCUAUAUAUCUCGGUAGCACUAUCCUCCCGAUUUCGACCCAUAUCUCUAGGAGUCUCACAAUGAGACAUAUGCAAACGAUCUAUGAACGAGUUGUAAUCGUUUUCAGUUGGUCAUUCGCAAAAAUUAGCCUGAUUCAUAUAGUUGAGUUUGAAGCGUUAGUUAGUUAGUCAGGCCCGAUUUACCGGGUGUGUUGUAAAUACAUAAGUCUAAACUAGAUUAAAGUAUUCGAAAUAAAUUGAUUUUGACAAUUUUUUUUUGCGAAACAAAGAAACUUCGCUUAAAGUUUUUGAACUUUUAAUCGAGUUUAUUAUUAUAUACAUGAUUAUAAUUAUAUAGCCAAUAAACUGCCAGCACACACACACUUGCCAUAAGAGAAGUUCCUCGUUUGUUUUUGUUUUUGGGGUAACCGGUUGAGCGAUCCGCUGUUUGGUGACCCCGUUCGGUUUAUGCGCCCCAAACAUCACGAUACGAAUGCGACCUAUAAACUAGCUUCAAGGAAACAGUAGAGGCCCUUAAGGAAUUUCCUUUCAUACACUCUCAUACUAAAAAAAAAACAACACCAUCUAGCUAGCCUUUGAAAUUCCUAAAUACUUUAUUGAACUUAGCGGACAACGGACAUUCAUUAAAUUGAAGCAAAAUCAAGCAAAUAAAAUUUAAAUUAAUAUUAAUGCAAGCUAAGGAAAACUUAUAGGUAAAUUAUACAAUACAUACAUAACAUUGAAAAUGUGCGAAGCGGGGUGAGAAAUAAAUGGGAGCUUACAUCAGAGAACUUUACGAGUUUAUCGAAGAAUUUCAGAGCCCCAUAAAAUCCCAUUAGGGAAUAACCUAAUGGAAACCUUUUUUGUAUUUUUUUUUUGGUAGCUGAAGUGGUGAAGCACAAAAUGCACUCGAAACAUAUACGAUAUAUAGACAUAAUGACGAAUCCAAGCAAGAUCUUAAUAAAUUGUACAAUAAUUUCCACAAUACAUUUAUGUGAGGAUAAAUAUAUAUUCAGAUAUACAAAUCUAUAUGUAUAUGCAUAUACACAUAAGUUGCGUUUCCAAUUUCCAAAACUUGUUCUCAAUACUUUUUUAAUCGUUUUCGAGUAAACUUUUUUUGUAUAACUUAGACAAACCACGAAAAUUGUUGUUAAAAAUGCAUUUAAAUUAAAAAACGAAGACGAGUUGAACAUUUAAAUAAGCAAAUGAAUAUGAAAAAUUGUUACCAAAAUUUAUGGAUUCAUACGAAAAAAAAACCAGAUGGGUUAAAGCAAAAGAAAAUAAAUUAAUAAAUAUAUAUGUAUGCACUUUCAUUAUUUAACGUUUUCAUAUAGACGAAGAUGAUGAUUAUGAUGAAAAGGAAACAUAACAUUAAUUGAAAACUACUCAUUAAAGCGAC